CGCAUCCAACACGUUACUCACAUAGCAAUCGUACACAGCGGGAAAUAAAUCGAUCAAUUCUCGCGCUUCCGUUGGCGUGUGUGUGAGAAGUCCUUCUCAAACAAGCGUUGCUUUUCUUCUUUCUCCCCAACUCUCUCACUUUUGUUUCUGACAAUGACCCUCGCUCCUGCUACAUUCCAGACUGCUGUGGCCCGCAUUAACAUUUCUUACAAAUUUCGGAAUGGGCCUGAACACCUUAUCGAGCUCAAAGAUAUUGUCCUGCGCCCGGGCCAACCGUUCACGAACGACGCGGUGGAAAUCACCACGGAUAUUGCACCAGCAGCCGAAAACAAGUCAAAGCAAAUCCUUAACAUUCGAAUCAAAGCCCUUAAAGCACUGGAGCUUAAACAUUUUGAAUCCAAGUAUUUGGUAGAGCUUGGUGGUCAGCGCAUGCUUGCCAACGGCUUCCAAAGCUGGAGCCAGGCUCGUGAACUUGACGCGGAGGAUCGAAUUUCGCCCAUCCGAUCAACCGUGGCCUAUUUAACGAAAUACAACCUUCAAGGAGACUAUGAUUUCUUUGAGCAUUCGGGCGAAAAAGGCCAUAUCCACUCCAGCAGCUAUACCCAUUUCCGCGAUGUCACGAAUCUCAUUAACUUUUUUGGAUCGCUCUCCGAGGACCUUGGAUAUACCUAUUUCAAGGCAGACUUCAACAACAACACAAUGAGUGUGUACAAGGACGUGUUGGGCAAGCACUUGGACCAAGACCAAUCCAUCAACCUUGUCAAGAUUUUUCUUGCGCAGGGCAAAGAUGCAGAAAAGGAAAUCUGGGACGCAUACGCGUCCUACUUUCCCGACCGCCGCUCGCUGAAGGGCGACAUGCAUCGCGUUCGACACGUCAACGGAUGGACCUCGUGGUACAACUACUAUGGCGAUGUGAGCGAAGAAAUCGUGCUUUCCAAUCUCAAGGCGCUCCAGGAACACAAAUACCCCAUCAACAUAUUCCAGAUCGAUGACGGUUUCCAGACUGCUAUCGGCGACUGGCUUUCCAUCAAUGACAAAUUCCCAAAUAAGCUGAAGCCUGUCGUUGAGAAAAUCUCUGCUGCAGGUUUCACUGCUGGUCUCUGGCUUGCUCCUUAUGCUGUGGGCUUCACUAGCAAACUGGCCACUGAGCACCCUGACUGGCUCAUUACUGACCCUGAAACCAACAAGCCCGUUGUCGCUGGUCCAAACUGGGGCGGCUUCUAUGCCCUCGACAUCUACAACAAGGAUGCUCGCGCAUAUCUGAAAGUGGUCUUUGACACCGUGCUUCGCGAUUGGGGCUUUGGCAUGGUCAAGCUCGAUUUCCUCUUUGCUGCAGCAAUGAUUCCUCGCUCAGGAAAAUCUCGCGGCGAGAUUAUGUGGGAUGCCAUGGAGCUUGCCCGUGAGCUGACAGGCUCCGACAAGUUACUACUGGGGUGUGGUGUUCCAUUGGCGUGUGCAUGGAGAAGUGCUGAUUAUUGCCGUAUUGGCUCUGACGUGGCACCUUGGUGGGAAGGUAAACAAUCGAGACCACUCAAAAUAUACAAAGCAUCACUUUGUACUCACAAGCUCGAUUAGAUAAAAAGUUAAAGUAUUUGCAUGUGCGUGAACGCGUGUCGACAGCCAACUCGCUCGUGUCUACGUUGAGUCGCUGGACCAUGUCCGACCGUAUGUUUGGAAACGAUCCUGACGUCAUGAUUUUGCGCGACAACAAAAACAAGCUCAAUUCUGAGGAACGUUACACCCUCUGCGUCCUCAACAACAUCCUUGGUGCACUUGUCUUUAGCUCGGACAAUGUCGGCGAGUACGGCCCAGACGAGCAUUUGCUCUAUUCAGCCACGUUCCCCAAGGUGAUU
Molecule: messenger RNA, 1853 nt
Organism: Zychaea mexicana
Lineage: Eukaryota; Fungi; Mucoromycota; Mucoromycetes; Mucorales; Lichtheimiaceae
Product: glycoside hydrolase superfamily
Exons: 3
Coding region: 154-1575 (473 amino acids)
Biological process (GO): carbohydrate catabolic process
Molecular function (GO): alpha-galactosidase activity
Source: RefSeq, a predicted model, not a curated record